Messenger RNA from Dicentrarchus labrax (European seabass), 9100 nucleotides. RefSeq names its product zinc finger and BTB domain containing 4 (gene zbtb4). Lineage: Eukaryota; Metazoa; Chordata; Actinopteri; Moronidae. The transcript has 2 exons. The record is from RefSeq and is a predicted model, not a curated record. The coding region runs from base 447 to 5972 and encodes 1841 amino acids. Gene Ontology annotation, molecular function: DNA-binding transcription factor activity, RNA polymerase II-specific; RNA polymerase II cis-regulatory region sequence-specific DNA binding. Gene Ontology annotation, biological process: regulation of DNA-templated transcription.
UUCACAAAUAAAUGGUUAGAGUCAUGCCCGGCAAAUACUAGCCACUGCCAGGAAUGGCUAACCAGGCUCUUGCUCAAAUAGCAAGAGAGUGGGACUAUUUUUACGUACGUUAGAGUUAGGGCCAUGGAUCUAAUUCAACACUGUUCUGAAUCUUGAUUAAAUCUGAACGCCUUCCAAUUAGGCAUAGGGAAUGUUGUGUCACAGUCGAGAGAGAUGGAUCUCUGGAAUGCCUUUCUGAAGGCUUGGUUGUGGCACGCUGAAAUCUAAACCAGCACUGCCGCAGAUUCAUUCCUUCCCCCUACCCUCUCCCUCCUUUCACUCACCAUUCCUGGCUGAGCUGUUGGAGUUCAGCAUUGCUGGGGCAUUUAGUUUUCUUUUCCGUUUCUCAAAAGCUCCACAAGCGUCAUGGCUGCUACUGCAAAAGCUUUGGAUUUCGGGGGCUGGUCAUGGUGUCCGGUGAGAAGGUGUGGGACCCCCUCCAUGCGGGCCUUAUUCAGUCACGUCUGAGUGAGCAACACCUGGCUGCUGGGCUAACUCCCCUCUGCAACCUCACACAUAGUGCAACUAAGGACACCACGUGCUACCAGAGUCAGCGGUCGUCACCUUUGUCUUCCCUGCCACUGUCAUUAGUGGCUGUAGACAACCUUCACCCGGUUCAGGACUCCUCACAGUUACAUCCGCCUGUCGCUUUCUGCAGCUCUAGCAAGAUCAAAGGGCUACACAAACCAGUCCACUGUCUUGGAGUGGUCUCUCAGCCUGAAGAAGAGGAGGAGGAAGGGGAAGCUGAGCAGUUGGAGAUGAAGGGUAAAAGGCAUGGAGGCCGGGGAGAGGCCGUGAUGGAGGACAGGCUAGAGGACAUGGCUGAUGGACCUAAGAAUGCAAAAAUUACCCUAAGCUUCCCACUUAGUGCCGCCCCCCUUCCAGCCUCCCUGACAUCUCCAAACCACUGUCGUAGCUCCUCGUCAUCCUCCCCUUCCCCUCACCGACAGCGGCCAUCCUCCAAGAGUUCAGACGAGGGGUCGCUGUGGAAACUGGAUGCUACCAUGGACGUAAAGCACAGACCUUUUAAGCCCCCGAGGCACGACAGCUCUCCGUCCUCUUCACCGUCCUCCUCCUCAUCUCCCAUGACUGUUCAUGCACUUAUCAGGAGGGAUAUAAAAUCCCCGCCUCCUCUGAAGUGCUCUAAACUCAAUCCAGAGACUCAGUUUCACAGGUCGCCCCCACGAUCCUCCAGUGGGUCAUUAGGGGGCUGUUAUGGUGGCGAUGGAUGGGAUGAGAGGCACAGGUUGGCCAACGGUACAGCCUCACCUUCUCAAACUGCCCAGAUCCUCUUCAGCCUGGGCACGUCAGCCUAUCAGAGAGGCGGGGAUGCGGAGAGGAGAGAGAAAAUAACAGGAAGACCAGCUGGGAAGGUGGGAAGCCCUCAUGGACCAAGUCUUCACCCACCCACCCUCCACCUCCCUCCCCCCCUCCCACCACCCCCUCCUCCCCCAUCUGAGGGUCUCACCGCACCCCCUCACUCGUCCUCCUACUCCCCUACCGACAGCCUGAAGCCCGAGCUGAUUUGCGGAGUAUGCCAUCGACUUUUCAGCUCGGCCUCCUCCCUGACAGUCCACAUGCGGCUGCAUCGUGGCAGCCGCGCCCUCAGUUGCCGUUACUGUGGCAAAGUCUUCAUCCACAGCAAGAGACUGCAAUCCCAUGAGGCCUCCUGCAGGGUGCCAAGCCUACCCUCCAACAGCCUGGGCCCUCCUUCUCUCACUGUGCAGCCAAAGGAGGAGCCACUGGAGGAGGGUGAGGUGAGAGUGGAGGGGGGAGUGAUUGUGGGAGAAACAGACAUCAGUAAGGCGCGGCCAGGGAAGAAAGCGCGGAGCCUCCUGGCACGUAUCCAAGGUGAUGAUGCAGCAGCCACAGAGCUACUAGAGGGUGAUGAACACCAUUUUGUGAAGGUGGUAGAUGGCAAUGUCAUUUACUUCUGCUCUGUGUGUGAGCGCUCCUACAUGACUCUAUCCAGCCUGAAGCGUCACUCUAAUGUACACUCAUGGCGCCGCAGAUAUCCGUGCCAUUUUUGUGACAAGGUCUUUGCCCUGGCUGAGUACCGCACAAAGCAUGAGGUGUGGCACACAGGUGAGCGGCGCUACCAGUGCAUCUUCUGCUGGGAUGCCUUCGCUACCUACUACAACCUGAAAACACACCAGAAGGCCAUCCACGGGAUUAAUCCCAGCCUCAUCUCCAGUGAAAAGACAGCUAACGGUGGUUAUAAACAGAAAGCUAAUGCCCUCAAGCUUUACCGCCUUCUCCCCAUGCGCUCCCAGAAGAGACCCUACAAGACCUACAGUGAUAGUUUGCAUAAUGGCCUGUUACUGCCAUCAACUGAAACACCUUCCCUCUCCCUGCCCGGCCUGGGCUGUACUCUGGGCCCUGAGGACCUACAAAGCCUAAUCAGUGGGGCCCACCCUCAGAGUGUAAAGCCUGACCCAGAUGCCUUCCCCGAUGGCUUCCCUGUGUCCGUGCCUGCUGAGCACAGGGACAUCUCCGGACUAACAACCCUCCCCCAGACAGACAUGCCCCAAGUUAGAAAACAUGACAGUGAGGCCCUGGAGUUAGAGCAGGGAAGAGGCAGUGGCAGUUUCAAAACGUCUAGUAGCAGCAAAACCAAAACUCCCAAGGCUGGUAGAGGUACAGAAACAAGCAUGCCUUCUGUGAUAACAUAUGGCCAUACAAAACCCUCUGUCAUAGUUCAUGGAACAGCAGUGUCAUCCUCUGUCAUUGUGCAUAGCAACCAGGUCACCUCUGGAAGUGAAAAAAGCCCAAUGAACAGCCCAUCUCCUGAAACCAGCAGCAGUCAGACUUCACACAAGGGCAGUCCCAGGCCAAUCAAAAAACAAAGAGAUAGCGCAGAUAGCCAUAGAAAGAGGUCAAGAGACAGUUCAGAUACCACAGAGGAGCGCUCAAGAGGUAGACAGGAUGCAGAGACAGGCAGAUUGUUUCACAAAUCGCGCAAGUCCCACAGCAAAAGUGACAUCUCUAACUCGAAGCAGCUGUCAGCAUCUGUAGGGUCACAGGUCAAAGAAGCAGGGCCACUGUGCCAGAUAACUGUACGUAUCGGUGAAGAAGCAAUAGUGAAGCGCAGCAUCUCUGAAACAGACCUCAGGAGAGAUAAGAGCCUUUCUCCCCCAAAAAUCAAACGUAGUGAAACAUCCUCUGUGCGGGAAGCCAAGGAACAACGGCACUCUCAUUCCCACCACCAUCACCAUAAACACCGCCUCCACCGCAGGGCCAGCCUGGAAGCAGAGGGGGAUAAGGAAGGAGAUGAUUGUGAAGAGGAGGAGGAGGAGGAGGAUGUCAGGAAAAAGACAUCCAAAUCCCCUGAUGAAGUGAGGGAGUACUACUUCCGUCAGGAGGUGCGUGAGCAGGACAGCGACCAUGACACAGAGGAUAAUUUAUGGCGGCCUUACUACUCCUACAAGCCUAAGAGAAAGGCCCAAGCACACCUACAGAGGGUCAAGAGCUGGCAGAGAAAACUGAAGUUCAAGCGCUCCAUCCGGCUGAAGAGGAGGGCCGAGAGACUCAAGAACCACGUGAAUAAAGAAACAGAUAAAUCACAAGAUGAGGAAGAGGAUGGGAAGAUUGAGGAAGCCGAAAAAACGUCAAAAGCUAACAGAGACAAGGGAGAGAGGAAAAAGAAGGAAAGGAAUUAUUUCUCUGCCCCUUUAAAGGAGAAAAACAAAGAUGCAGAAGAACAAGUUAAGGAGGCCUGUCACAAGGUUUCCACUCCUCCUCCUCUGCACUCUCCAAAGCCCCCUGUGUCUACCUCAGUGGCUCCUACAGGAAUAAAGAGGCGGCCUUGGACUAAUGGGAAUGCAGCAGAGUGUGGUACAUGUGGCCGCUGGUUCUCAAGCCCCAGGAAGCGAGACAAACACGAGCUGAGCCAUCUGCUGGAGUUUGUAUGCCUCUUCUGCCGAGCCACUUUCCCCUCAAGGGAUAAGUUGGAAGAUCACCAGAGAGCCCAGCAUCCCAAGCCUGCUGAGGCACCCUCCGUACCCCCUAAAGUGACACUUGGUGAACAAGUUGAAGGAGUCGGGGUUAAAUCCGUGCCAGAGAUCGCCAAGUAUGAUGAAGAAAAAGGGGGGCAAGUAGGCUUAGCGGGGAGUAAUUCUAGUCCGAGUCGCCUAAGCAGAAGAGCAUUAUCACGACACACCUGUCCACAGUGUCAUAAGGUGUGCAAGACAUCUUCAGCACUAACUCGCCAUAUCCGACGCCAUGAGUUAAGCAGUUCCCCAGAGAGAGAAAAGGAGGAUAAAGAUUCAAAAACAACAGAAACAGUUGUUAACACUGUUAGCAGAGACCUAGAGACUGAAAAAGGACUGGUUCCCAGUGCUCUCUCUGUUUCAGUUAUCAGCUAUUCAACACCAGACCCGCCCAGCAGUGGUGACUGUUUGGCAUCACAACAGCAUGAAGACCAUCUCAGUGAAGUGACGGAUGGACGUCAGAUGUCAGAAUCCAGUGACAAACCUGAACUGACAGAGCUCACACAGCCAUCUCCAGAGAGAGAGCCCAGCCCACAAGUUGCAGACCCUCCAUUAGAAAGCCCAGUUAACCUUACACCCACCAAACACGAAUUCACGCCUGCCACGCCCUCCGCUCUCCAGAGCGUGCUAGUCAUGAAUGGACCUGAAUGUCUGGACUACCGCACACCCAGCAAAAAGAACCUAGACAGCCAGAUCCAUAGACUACCCAGCCCUGUGCACAUAGUGGCAUCCACCAACACCUCUCCAAAUGUGCCCGUGACGUCACAGACCAGAAUAACCACUGCUGCUCCUCCUGUUUCCAUGACAACAGCUCUCAGCUCUGAGGGGGGAUUCAUGAAACGGGAUGGGGUCAUUAUGGACCGAGAGAGGCAGGGUGGGAGUGGUAUAUUUCUACAUGGAGGUUAUGAGGAACCACCUCUGGUCCAAGAUCUCAGAGUUGCAUCCCUGUCCAGGAGUCCCUCUCCCAAUGAAGCACAAGACCUGACCAUGUCCUCUAUUCUAGCUAGAGAGAGGGAGAUAGAGAGGCAGAGGGAGAAAGAGAGGGAGCUCGAGAGACAGAGAGAAAGGGAGAGGGACAAAGAAAUGGCAAAAGAGAGAGAAAAAGAGAUAGAGAGGACCCAGCAAAUGAGUAGAGUUGCACACGCCCCCGAGGACCAGAUUUCUCUGUUGGUCCCUAAAGAGGAGCCCUUGAGCCCUGUGCCGUCCCCCCAGCAUAUCCCCACUCAAACCACUAUGAAUGGACCCUCCUCACACAGGCACACUCCCAAGUCGCCCUGCCGGUCACCCUCAACUAUUGGACUGUUAGCUCAAGCCAACCGCCAGGUUCACUCCAGUUCACAAGGACUCGACAGGCUCACACUGCCCACUGGAGCAGCUGGUGCCGGUGACCGCCCCUCUGCCCACGCUCUGCUUCUCCCCCGAGCCCCCCAACCACCUGAGCCGGAGCACCAGGAGACAGUUUCUUCCAGAGACUCCCAGCAGGGGGACGCCAACCCGGUGGGAUACCAUGCCCAGAAUUAUCCCCUACCCCUUAUUGUGCCGGACAGCUACCGCUCUGGGAAGAAGCAGGAGGAAAACCUGCUUAUGUCCUCCUAUCCUGCUGGAGCUCUUCCCUUUGGCCCACUGGGAAAAAUGAUGGUUCCUAAUGGUGGGGAUUUGGCUAAGCUGCCAUUUUAUCCUGACCCUUACCAGCUGCUCUAUGGGCCCCAGCUGCUGGCAUACCCUUAUAACCUUGCGGCUCUUCCUGUGGCUCUGAAUAUGAUGGCACCUGGAGGAGACAAGGUGGAGCCUCUGCCUUUCCUCCCUGCCAUCUUCAACUAUGCCGCCACUGCUGGACCCUACAUGGGCGCAGCCCCUCACCCCCUUGUGGCAAACCCCAGCCUCUACAGCAGCAGCAGUGGCAGCAGCAAGAAGCAACGAGACAGCAGCGGCAGCAAACCGUAGGACACAGAAGCACUAUAAGGAAUAUAUUUCAAAGGGGAUGGCCUGGCCUGUUUAGGAUGGGAGCGGGAGGGGUGCAUUGCUCACUGGGUCACACUCGCACAGUACCCCUGCCUCUCUUUUAUUCAGUAGAGAUCAGAGCUAGGCAUUAAAACAGGGGAAGGCUGAAAGGAGGAGAAGGAGCAAAGAAACGGGGAGAGAGGCCGAUAUUAUAGUGACGUAUCAUUACUCCCCUCUCUUUACUCUCACUCACCUUUCUCUGUGUCUCUCCUGUCUUGCUGUAGUGUGUCGUAGUUCUAGAGCUUGAUUAAUCUUCCUCUCUGACUCAUUAUAUUAUCUUAUAAGAAUAAGAACUGCUAACAGGGUGUGUUGUGUGAAAAAUUAGUUCAGUCUGCUUCCCUUUAUAGUCACCGCAUAACGAGGAUAAACGCUCUUCAGGGAAGGCUUGUGUGGGCAAGGAUAAGGGAUGAGACAGAAGAGUCCUUACUCGACGCAGUUAGAGGUGGAGCAUUAAGCAACUCAAACCUUUGCGUAUGUUUGUGCGAGCGAAUGAGAAUGCAGGUCUAUCCUGUUGUCAAACUGUCCAUGAAAGUUAUAUAUGAGCAUGUACAUGCACAUGUAUGUAGGGAUGUGUGCAUGCAGAGGUGGGCUUAAGCAGGCAUUACUGCGUGUGUGUGACAGUGUGUGUGUGUGUGUGUGUGUGUGUGUGUGUGUGAAUGGCUAGAUCAUUCCGUGUGAGACGCACACAGCAUUCCUACUCUAGUUGGAAUAGCUAGCUGUAGGUCAAUGUGUAGAAGUGCAUUUAGAAGUGAUUCCUCAUAUCCAAAUCAUUAAGAAGUCAAUGCUAUGGAUGGACGCAUGACAAUGACAGAUCAUCUGAGCUUCUUAUGUCUCAGCUAACCUGGCGACUUCGUGGCCAGAUGACACUGUAGGAUCUGUAUAGCAUUCACCAUAGUUUAAACCUUACGUGCACAAAAUAGAAAAGUAGUGGUCACUUAAAGGGGACACUUGUAGCUGCUUUGGAUAUGUAGCUGGCCACUGGGUAAGAAUUAAAAGGCUGGUAGACCAUUGCACUUCCGUUUUUCAUCUCAUUUCCUUCACGUAAAAAAACAAAAAGGAAAAGAAUAAAAACCAAUCAGCCUUCAUCUUACGUAGCCUUUCCCUCUUUGAUUGGAAGAGGAAAAGGCUCCAUUUCCGAAGCCAGGAAGAAGAAAGCAAUAGCAAGGAAGGAAAAAGAAAAAAAAUGGAUUCAGGGUAUUGAGUUUCUGGAUAGGAAGAAAUAUAUGGGCACAAAACUGUUGGACUCUGAGUCAGAAGGCCCCACAGAAAUGAAAAUGACAAAAAAAACUGCUUCCCACCUGAGGAGAGUUUGGAAAUAGCCUGAACUAUUUCCCCUCCUGCCCUGUGUCAUUUACUAAGAGAUAGGAAAAGGCUGAGCUUAGCAGCCAAAGUGGUGGCCCGACACUCCCCAGCUGCCCUCCUGGGGCCUUUUUGUUAUGUGUAAUGUUAUCUCUAUAUGUUUGUUUUGUUAAACUAUGUUGUUGUUUAUGUUGUUUAGCCCUCUUACCAGAUGGAAAUGGCUUCAGUGAAAAAGGGGGAGUAAACUUAAAAAUAUGAAUGUAAAUUUAGUCAUGAGGUUAAUGAAGUACAGCUGCAUUAAUGGUAGAGUUGGUUUCAGUUCCUUUUUGUUUCUGUUUUGACACAAAUAACCUGUUAAAGAACCGUAUAACGUCUGGUAUGCAUAUAUACAGUAGUCCUAGGAACAUGUCAGUAAACUUGGGUUCUGUAUCCACAAAGCAUGAGCAACACUUGCUUCCUAACCGUUUAUAUCCUCAGCAAAUCUGGCAUUGUGCGCACAGCUUUUGUUUCUGUUUCCUUUUAUAUUUUCUGGCCUCUUCAUCUUCCAUAUCUCUCUUAAUAUUUCUUUUUUUUUUUUUUUAUUAUUCGUUAUAGACCGCAGUUUUGGAGAUAUUCCACAAAACUAGCUGCCACAUUUACGUCUCACAGUCACUAUUUAGGAGCUGUUUUUAAUUCUCCCUCUUCCCUCAUGCAUACACACUUGCGCACUGCACCUCCUCCUGAACGGAGUACAUAUGUUUCAGCGUGUGUGUGCAUGUGUGUGAUGGUACCGGGGCGCCUUUUGGUUCAGGCAGGAGUGUGUUAAAACACAGCAUGACCAACUGUGGAUGCACAAGCAUCCCCCUUGGGUGUGGUUACAAGCCUUUUGCGCGUAGGCCGUACGUGUCUUGUGUACAAGACGUGAGACGUGAGUGACCGGUUGAAUAAGGAAACCAAAAUACUGUAAAUCUGCCGAAGCAGCAUACCCCAUGGCGGUAUAUGGGCCACCUGUUUUUUUUUUUUUUGGUUGUUUUUUUUGGUUCUUUGACACUUUUUCUGUGGGUUAGUUUCAGUGUAAAAAAGCCUUGCUGUCUCCAAUACUCUCUCUCAAGCCAUUCCUGUAGAUGGACAUGUUUGUGUUUUUGGACCAUUUCUUAUGCCAUAGUUUGCCAUCAAGGUUAUCAUACAGACCAAAAGCAUGCAAAUCAACGUAUUGUAGUGACUGGACUGGAAUCUGGUGGUAAUAUACAACUAUUUACUGUAUGUUUUAGUUUAAAUGAAUGUGCCUCUGCUUUGAUAUUUAAAUAAUUAUCUAUAGUAAGAUGUGGAUCUGCCAGAUUUCAACUGUUAAGGUGCCUUGUUAUGGCAUAAGAAAUUUGAAUAGUAAAUGAACAUUUUCUUGAGAAACGACAGUAUAAUUUGGAGAUAGAUUUCAUGGCUUUGUUUGCUAUGAAGCUGUUCAUAGAUGUAGGGGUGUGGCUAAACUGUUUUGGUAUCGUGUACAUGUCUAGGGUAAUACUGUGCCAUAUAGAGCCCAUGAAAUAUGUUAAUGUUAUUUUUAAAAGAUGUUUUAAUGUUGCCUGAUGACUUUGUCUUUAGAUUUGAUACAAAGGCUUGUAGCCACAGCUCUCCCAAAGUCUGUAGUCUCCUUUUUCCGACAUUCUUCUUGUUCUCUCUCUCUCUCUCUCUCUCUCUCUUUCUCUCGCUCUCUCUCUCCCCUUGUUUCCGUCUCCCUUUCUUUCUCUUUGCUGCAAUCAAACAAAAUAAAGUAUUAACCUGAUGACCCAAUGAAA